UAAAUUACCUAAUAAUAAAAAUUUAACUUGCAACUUACUGUUGUUUUACAAGUAACAAUAUUAGUGCUUACGCUAGUGCUCUUUAAUACUUUAAUACGUUUAUUAUCACUAGAGCAGUGAAUACUGUUUACAUGAAAUAAUGUUACAAAUAUUUUUUUUUUUCAACACAUAAUUUUGGUUUUAUUCAAUUUUUAUUUUAAAACCGUUCAUAAGUGACUGAAAACGUUUAUACUGUCCAGAUAAAUUUGGCCCAUGUUAAUUAYACUAUUUUGUGUUGUCGAUUUUUGACCGAUUGAGAGUAAACAACUUCCAGUGACCAACUUGUUGAAAAUGCUUUCCACGAACUUGUAUAACAACAUCGACCCAGCCAGAAAGCGAGAGCAACAAAUUGACACGUUAAAAGUUUUUAAUGAAAAUGUUACAGAAAUUAGUUUCGAUAAAGAAUACACUGUUGAAUUUCCUACUAAAGCUGGGAAUUUGAGCCUGGUCAUUUAUUUGGGACCAAAAUUUCCUUUUGAGAAGCCCACUAUGAAAAUAUGCCCUCGAAUAACACACAAAUGGGUUGACACCACAGGUGAAAUUGUUCUAGCUCCUGGAUUGAUGAAUUACACAAUUCACUCUGAUUUAGGAAGAGUAGUACAGGUAAUAAGAAGGGAGUUUGAAUUAGACCAGUCACUUACAUUGGCAAAUGGUGAUAAUGAUGAUGGUUUUUCAGGGAAUAUUGCCAUUGGUUCUGUCAAAAAUGCAAUUACAUCUCUCAGUAAUGAUGUAGAAUUAUUUAGUCUUACAAAACUAACAUCAGCUGAAUUACUACGUUUAAAUAAUAAUGUAGAUUGCCUAGAUGAAUUUAUUUCAGAAUUACCAUCAAUAGAAGCAUCUAAUAAAAACAUUGAAAAUACUAUCACAAAAAUUAUGGACUUAGCAAAUUCAAAUAUGUCCAAGGAAGAACCAAUACAUAAUUUAAGAAUAGAAAUAUCAAAACAAUUAGAAACCAUAGAAAAUUAUCAAAAAUCRUAUGCUGGACUCUCAACUAAGUAUGUAAAGUUGUCAGAGAAAUAUUCCCCACAGUCAAUUUCGGAUAAUUUAAAAAAAGCAGCGUUGAAAUGUGACGAGGAAAGUGAAAGAUUAGCAGAACAGUUUUUAAAUGGCGAUAUAGACUGUGAUAAAUUUUUACAAGUAUAUGUAAAAUCAAGAACUGUGUCAUAUACAAGAAAGGCGAAAGAAGAAAGACUGAACUAUCAGUUAAAACAAUUGAAAGAGGCUGGGUUUUAAAUAUUUUUAUUUUUAUUAUUGAAAAAUGUUAUCUUUGUGUGCAUUUAGUGCAAUAUCAAAUUUGAUUAAUCCAAUUUUGUCAAUGCUUUAUCAUGUUGAUACUGUUAUAUAUUAUGUUGAAGCCUUUAAAAAGCUCAAUACUAAUGAAAUCAUUAUGUAAUUUGAUUUGUCUAUUAAAAGACUUGUCCAAUUGAUUUUUGUAUUAAUAUAUUAUUUUAAUCCUUA
This is a messenger RNA of Diuraphis noxia (Russian wheat aphid), 1497 nucleotides long. It is a transcript of the gene Vsp37A, whose product is annotated as Vacuolar protein sorting 37A. Gene Ontology annotation, biological process: ubiquitin-dependent protein catabolic process via the multivesicular body sorting pathway; protein targeting to membrane; protein targeting to vacuole. NCBI's taxonomy places the organism in Eukaryota, Metazoa, Arthropoda, Insecta, Hemiptera, Aphididae. Gene Ontology annotation, cellular component: ESCRT I complex. The record is from RefSeq and is a predicted model, not a curated record.